UCACACCACGUAGUAUUAUCAAAGGACACCUGGCUUCUUGCAUGCAACUCUUCAUUUCAUCUCUAUCUUUUCUCCUCACUCUCUCCAGCUAUAUAUACCUCCUUCCCCUUCUCCAUUCUUCAUAGAUCAAGUAGACCAAUGGCCAAAAUGAUCAAGCCCUUAGCUUUCUUUUUGCUUCUCUCAGUUUUGCUAGCUUCGGUUAGUGCUUUCACUCAUCAUGACCCGAGUCAGGGUGGUCACCAGGGUCAAGAUCCCGAAAAGGAAUACAAGGAAUGUAAACAGCAGUGUAAGAGACAGGCCGAUCCGGGGAGGAGGCAGGAGCAGGAAGAUUGUCAACGUCAGUGUAAGGAGAGGUACGAUGAGCGCCGACAAAAGGGUGGUGACACGGACCCUAUAACAGGAGGCGAAUCACAACAAGACAACAACCCUUAUGUUUUUCAAGAGCAGCAUUUCCAAACACUUAGCGCUCAACAUGGCAAGCUCCGAGUUCUUCCCAGGUUCUCUGAUCAUUCCAAGCUUCUUCGAGGUUUCAUCAACGCCUUCCGUUUUGCUUACCUUGAGGCCAACCCGCAAACUUUCUUGCUGCCUCAGCAUGUGGAUGCCGAGCUCCUCUUAGUCGUUGUUCAAGGAAGGGGAAGAAUCAGCUUGUUGCGUCCCGGUGGAAGGCAGAGUGUGAAUCUCAGAGUAGGAGAUAUUAUCAGAGUUCCUGCAGGAACAACUACUUAUCUGAUCAAUAGUGACAAUAACGAGAAGCUUAUCAUAGCCAAGCUCAUCCAGCCUAUCUCCACGCCAGGCGAAUUCGAGCCGUUCUUUGGAGUUGGAGCGAAGAAUCCAGAGUCCUUCCUCAGGGCUUUCAGCACUGAGAUACUGGAAGCCGCAUUAAAUGAAAAGAGGGACAAGGUUCAGAGGUUGCUUGAUGCACAGAAGGGUGAUUUUAUAGUGAAGGCUUCGGAAGAGCAGAUCAGGGCUCUGGACAAGAAAGACGAGGAAGGAGGUAAAGGCAUAUGGCCUUUGCCUUUCGGUGGUGGUGAAUCAGAGAACAAGAUUAAUAUUUUAAGGCAAAAUCCUGUUGAAUCGAAUGAGUUUGGUGAGCUCCGCGAGGUUAAACCCAGUGACUUUAGGCCGCUCGAAGAUUUUGAUGUCACUGUUUCCUUUGCUAACAUCACACAGGGAGGCAUGUCAACUAUCUUCUUCAAUUCCAAGGCAAUUAAGAUCUCUGUGGUGACGAAUGGAGCUGGGGAACUUCAAAUGGCAUGUCCGCAUUUGGCACAGGAACAUGGCCAAGGACAGCAAGGCCGUGGUGGCUCUCAGGAGGGCCAAGGACAACAAGGCCGUGGAGGCUCACAGGAGCAGGGCCAAGGAGGCCGUGGUGGCUCCCAGGAGGGACAAGGACAACAAGGGCGUGGAGGCUCCCAGGAGCAGGAGCAGGGCCAGGGCCAAGGAAGCCAUGGUGGUUCACAACAGCAAAGCUAUGAGAAGGUGCAAGCACGUUUGACGCAGGGUGUGGUGUUUGUAACCCCUCCCGGCCACCCUCUAACUUUGGUAGCUUCCAAAAACCAGAAUCUUGAGGUUCUCUGCUUCGAGAUCAACGCUAGAAACAAUGAGAGAAUUGCUCUGGCAGGGCAAGACAACAUAUUCCAACAGAUGGAGAAGGUUGCAAAGGAGCUGGCUUUCAACAGACCAUCUCAAGAAGUGGAUGAAACAUUCGGGGCAAACAGGAAGAAAUGGUUCUUCAAGGGUCCUAACCAGCAGCAACCAGGCCGCGCCUACGAGUGAAGGAGAAGCUAGCAACAUCAAUGGAGUAACGGGCGAUGCAUCAGUAGCAGGGCUACUUUUCUUAUGUUAUCUAUAAAUAAGACGUGAUGUAAAUUUCGAGUGAGUUUUUAUGGAGAAGAAUGCAGUAAUGUGGUUUUGUACCGUGUAAUCCUAACUAUGAUGAUGCAUUAUAUAUAAAUAAAUAUUGCCUUGCUCCCAAUUAAAGCAUCUCCAUGUUGCUGGAUGAGUCUAUAUUCUUGAAAGUUUAUAAAUCUAUCAUUUUUAAUCA
This is a messenger RNA of Daucus carota subsp. sativus, 2044 nucleotides long. RefSeq names its product vicilin Cor a 11.0101-like. The record is from RefSeq and is a predicted model, not a curated record. The transcript has 7 exons. NCBI's taxonomy places the organism in Eukaryota, Viridiplantae, Streptophyta, Magnoliopsida, Apiales, Apiaceae. Bases 139 to 1776 code for a protein of 545 amino acids.